AUGGCAUCUCGUGCCGGUAUGGCUAAACAAAGUGUCGCUGAAGAUGGGACGAUUCUUGUGCCACCGCCAAAGGCCGCCACGGGGAAUAAAGACCACUACCAGAGGCUGAACUACCUGUACCAACUGUCGAUGUUCACCACUCUGAACGACAAACAACCGCUCGCGAGGACGUAUGCGAAAAACUUGGACCUUGUAAGCAAGAAGACAAAAUGCAGUCUCUUGCCCCAGGUGAAGAGAACGAUCUGCAAGAAGUGUCAUAGCAUCUUGAUACCGAACAAAACGGCUUCUACCAAAAUUAGGAACAAAGCGAGGAGGAAAGAUCCCAAAAAUGACGAUCUUGUGAUCAGAUGUGUAUGUGGAGAGGAGAAAGUAUUCAGAAUUGGACUCAACCGAGAUUACAGAUCGUUUGCAGAGAGAGGGGGGAACAUAAUUGACGUAUAG
Huiozyma naganishii CBS 8797 is the source of this 441-nucleotide messenger RNA. It is a transcript of the gene RPR2, whose product is annotated as ribonuclease P protein subunit RPR2. Gene Ontology annotation, cellular component: nucleolar ribonuclease P complex. Bases 1 to 441 code for a protein of 146 amino acids. Lineage: Eukaryota; Fungi; Ascomycota; Saccharomycetes; Saccharomycetales; Saccharomycetaceae. The transcript has a single exon. The record is from RefSeq and is a predicted model, not a curated record. Gene Ontology annotation, biological process: tRNA processing.